ACUGUGAAAAACCGUCGUUGGUUUCGGAUCGGACGGUUUAAUUAAAUCACUUAAAUGCAAGUUUUUCUUUUCUUUAUUUUUAUUUUUUAAAUUAAACGAAACAUAUCAGAAUUUAUUGUGAAUUUGAUUGAUAUAGUGGUAAUCACCUUGAAACAUCUGACAGAGUAUUGGAAUAGUAUUUAUAAGAAGGUAGUUAAAACGACGUUGGCAGUCUACACGGCGCUAUUCGUUGGAACUAUCCGCGAGUGAAUUUUCGUUUUAUUUAUUUUUUGUUUAACAACAAUUUUCAAUUCAAAAUCAGUUUUUUUGAAAUUGUGUGUGAAAACGGAAACACUAUGCCAGCUCGCGGUGAUUUAACAAUGGAAAGUUUAGCGGAAGAAACGAAUGUUUCUAGUGGGUCCGAGUGUACAGGACUAUCGGAAGAUGAAGAUUUGAUAAUAAAUCAUCACAGUAACAAGUGCCGUGUAUCCACUCCGACAGUUAAAGAGGCUAACGAUAAUCAUGAACGGUUCGAAAGUUUGCCCAUACGUUCGGUGCAUGAAACGUUUCUGCGUAAUUGCAUUGAAGAGAUUUUAAAUUCGGCCGUUUUCAGUGCAACUGAUCGGGCGAACAAAGUUGUAGAGUUUAAAAAUCCCGAAAUUUUAUCAAAUAUUUUGGAUUUGAAACUGAAAAGCAACAGUGAUUCGGAUGAGAAGUUGUUGCAGUUAUUGAAGGACACCAUCAAAUAUUCGGUUAAAACAGGCCAUCCUUACUUUGUCAAUCAAUUAUUUUCGGGCGUCGAUCCAUAUGCAUUGGCUGGCCAAUGGUUAACCGACGCAUUGAAUCCAAGUGUGUACACGUAUGAAGUGUCUCCUGUAUUUACCCUGAUGGAAGAAGUUGUUCUGGAGGAAAUGAGAAAAAUUGUUGGGUACGAGAAUGGAGUGGGUGAUGGCUUGUUCGUUCCGGGAGGAUCGAUAGCUAACGGAUACGCCAUCAGUUGUGCUAGAUAUAAAUACAUGCCUGACGCCAAGUCAAAAGGACUAUGCAAUUUACCUAGACUCGUUAUGUUCACAUCGGAGGACUCGCAUUAUUCAGUGCAGAAGCUCGCAAGCUUUAUGGGCAUUGGGUCGGAUAAUGUUUACAAAAUCAAAACCGACAUGAGAGGUAAACUCAGAGUCGAUCAUUUGGAAAUGGAAAUUGAACGAGUCAAAACGGAAGGAAAUGCAAUUCCAUUUAUGGUGUCAGCAACAGCCGGUACAACGGUUUUGGGCGCCUUCGAUCCGCUCGACGAUAUCGCUGAUCUAUGCAAGAAACACAAUUUGUGGAUGCACGUGGAUGCAGCUUGGGGUGGAGGUGCAUUGAUGUCACAAAAAUAUCGAGCUCUUCUGAAGGGUAUUGAAAGAUCAGACAGUGUCACCUGGAAUCCCCAUAAAUUAUUAGCUGCCCCGCAACAGUGUUCAACAUUUCUCACAAGACACCAAGGCAUUUUAUCACCAUGCCAUUCAACAAACGCAACGUACCUCUUCCAGAAGGAUAAAUUCUACGACACCAAGUACGACACUGGUGACAAACACAUCCAAUGCGGCCGUCGUGCCGAUGUUUUGAAAUUUUGGUUUAUGUGGCGUGCUAAAGGUACAAUUGGCUUUGAGGCUCAUAUUGAUCGCGUGUUCGGAAAUGCAGAAUACUUUACGCAGCAAAUUAAGCAACGGAAAGAUUUUGAAAUGGUACUUGAUCAGCCGGAAUGUACAAACAUUUGUUUCUGGUAUAUUCCGCCGAGCUUACAAAACGUUCCGCGAGACGAUGACUUCCGAGGAAGAAUUCAUCGCGUAGCGCCAAAGAUUAAAGAGAGAAUGAUGAAAGAGGGGACGAUGAUGAUGACCUAUCAGCCGUUGAAGGAGAAGCCAAAUUUCUUUCGAUUAGUUUUACAAAAUUCAGCCCUCAACAAAGACGAUAUGCUGCACAUUAUUGACGAGAUCGAGCGAUUGGGAUGUGAUUUGUAAAUUACUAUUUAUGACUCGAUACGUGGAUAAAAUAUAUAACGAAGGUUUUACUGAA
Bradysia coprophila is the source of this 2034-nucleotide messenger RNA. It is a transcript of the gene b, whose product is annotated as glutamate decarboxylase-like protein black. NCBI's taxonomy places the organism in Eukaryota, Metazoa, Arthropoda, Insecta, Diptera, Sciaridae. Gene Ontology annotation, biological process: carboxylic acid metabolic process. The record is from RefSeq and is a predicted model, not a curated record. Gene Ontology annotation, cellular component: cytoplasm. Gene Ontology annotation, molecular function: carboxy-lyase activity; pyridoxal phosphate binding.